Messenger RNA from Penicillium vulpinum, 786 nucleotides. Its product is annotated as ankyrin repeat domain-containing protein. The record is from RefSeq and is a predicted model, not a curated record. The transcript has a single exon. Bases 1 to 786 code for a protein of 261 amino acids. Gene Ontology annotation, molecular function: protein binding. NCBI's taxonomy places the organism in Eukaryota, Fungi, Ascomycota, Eurotiomycetes, Eurotiales, Aspergillaceae.
AUGUAUUUUUAUGUCUCGCACUUUAAGCGCAGGGGUUUGUUGUCUGUGGCGGCACGCAGCGAGAAUUGGGAGGGGCGGAGGGUUUUGAUUGAUCAUAUUAAGAAAUCUGAGCCUCGUUGGAUUGAUUGGCUGGGUGGCGUUGUUAGAGAUGGGAUUCGAAAUGGGAAGCUAGAUAGGGUGAAGUUUAUUGAACAGGCGUCCGGUCAUGACCUCGGCAAGUUCAAGGCUGAGGCAUUGUUCGGAUCUUUCCAAAUGGCUGUCGCCAGGAACGACCUCAGUAUGCCACAGGAACUGCUUGAUCGAGGCGGUUUCAAUAUCAAUAUAAAAACCGAGCAGUGUCCAUACGGUGCAUUGCUUGCGGCUUUGUCUAACAAGCGUGCCAGUCUGCCGAUUAUCAACCUGCUUCUGGCAAAUGGCGCUGAUUCAAACGAAUACCACUUAAGAACAGACAGACUACCCUUGCAUGUUGCGGUCAAGAGUGCAAAUGUUGAAUUGGUGAAGCUGCUAGUGGACUACGGUUCCAAUAUCUACGAGGCGUCCCUUAUUCCUACGAGGAAAGGCAUGCUACCCUUGUUACUUUCCGCAGCCCAGACAGGGUCUAUUCCAUUGGUAAAAUUCCUUCUCGAGAAUGGGCUAGAUGUUUCUUUCGUGUGGAAAGGCAAACGGUGGGAGAUGAGGGAGGUUACGGUGCCGGUGGCGGAGAACGAGAAAGUCUGCCAUCUGAUCGCACGGGGUGGGGAGGCAUAUGAAGUAUAUGUCCUUGCCAUACAAUCAACUGAUAAGUGA